Ixodes scapularis (black-legged tick) is the source of this 633-nucleotide messenger RNA. RefSeq lists its product as uncharacterized. The coding region runs from base 1 to 633 and encodes 210 amino acids. The record is from RefSeq and is a predicted model, not a curated record. The transcript is spliced from 6 exons. Lineage: Eukaryota; Metazoa; Arthropoda; Arachnida; Ixodida; Ixodidae.
AUGAACGGUGCCUCAGUUUGGGCUGUUUCUAUCCUGGCCAUCUGCGGGGCACAGUUUAUAAUCCAGCAGGAAACUUGUACUGAUAUUUGUCGGGUUGGAAUAACCCCGAACGAUUCCACCAUGGACUGUCGGAAUCAACUCUGGGAGCACAGGAAGCUUAUCAAUCUUACAAUCACUCCAUGUGACAGCGACCCCUGCAUUUACCAGAAGAAUGCCACGUACGUGAUCUCAUUCUACGCGGUUGCUAAUUAUUCGCAGAAGUUCUGGCCUUGGUGGUCAAAAGGCAUUCCACACGUGAACCAAGGAAAGUUGUUGGGAGGUCUGUGGCUCGAGCAGCACACCGAGGAUUUACGUGCUUUCGGAGAGGAGGUGUCCUUCAACUUCACCAACCCCGACGUUGACAUGCCACUCAGAGUCACGCCAAACGAAACUUUCAAAAUUACCGUCCGACUGUGCCGCAAGUUCCUCCCCGACGACUUCAAGCUUAAGAUUUUCCUGGGUACCUGGCAGCAUUCGUUCGGGUGUUGCAACGCGCGCGUGAACUUCACGAGGGAAUGGAAGAAAUGCCUCAACUACGACGAGUCCGAGCAGAAGACCAGCGCCAAGCAACCACGCAGUCGCGCCGAAUUAUGA